AUGAAUAAUAAUUUGGAUCAAUCAGCUGCUACUGGGGUUACGGAAUACAACAUUCCGCGCGAUGAAAAUGUAUUGGGAGGAAAUACAGCUAUUAAUCUAAAUAACUUUCCAUCUCUACCACCAAGUAGUCAAAGUUUUAAUGUUAAUAACUUUCCAAUUGUUAACACUAUUAUGACUACGGAAAGUGACCUACCAAAUGGUAGCAUGAGUCUAAAUGGCCCUCCUGUUUUUUUCAGUGAUGUCGCGUGUACAAUUCCGACAGGAAAUGCUAAUACUGCUGGGGCUGCAGAAGUUGGCUCCACAUCUAAUGAUACUCACGUACGUGGAAGUACUUCACCGCUUAGUCAAAUGAUCUUUGUUAGUAUGCCUUCAAAUAUCGGUCCAUAUGAAACUCAAAGCAACGGUGCAGAUGUUGGGUUCCAAGCACAAAACAGCAAUUUCAAUGCUAAUAGCAUUGAUGGGAGUAAUAUGAAUAUUGGUACGAAUGUUUAUGGAUUUCUCAUUGUUGGCUUAAGUUCGCUUCCCAUAUAUCAACAAAAUGAGUUUCAGUAUUCUACACAAAUAAUGUACAAUAUACAAAACAAUGCUCAGAUGGAUCCUAAUAAUCCCAAUAACAAUAUUCUGCAAUAUUAUCAGCCACCGCAAAUACUAGUUCCUGUUUUCCAACAUCAAACGCAAGUUCAAGAUAACUUACACCCUCAGUCGCAGUCACAAUUUUGGCGUCCAAAUCAAUAUCAUGUUGAACCUUAUUCUCAACAAGUGCAAAUGUUACAACAACAACCAACUCUACAAUCACAAAGUCAAUUUGAUUAUUUAUCUCCAAAUAUUCCAAACCAAUCAGAGUCCCAAUAUCAAAAUCAUCCUCAACUUCAUUCCCAACCACAAAGUCAACUGGAUUACUCAUUCUCAAAUGUUACAAACCAGUUCCAGUUUCAACCUGACUUUCAACAUUAUCAUCAAUCAAUACCACAACCAACUCUACAAUCACAAAUACAAUUUGAUUAUUUAUCUCCAAAUAACUCAAGUCAGUCAGAGUCCCAAUGUCAAAAUUGUCGUCCAGUACAUUUUCAAUUACAGACUCAACAGGAUCAUUCAUUCCCAAUUGUUACAGACCAGUCACAGUUUCAGCCGCAAGUGCAACAUAUGCGCCAAUCAAUACCGCAACUACAGUCACUUUUACAAUCACAAUCAGAAUUUGAUUAUUUAUCUCCAACUAUUUUAAACCAGCCAGAGUCUCAACGUCAAUAUCAAGAUUCCUCUCAAGUUUAUUCGCUAUUCCAACCACAAUUUAGUUAUUCGUCUCCAAACAUUACAAACCAUCCACAGUUGCAGCCUCCAGUUCAAAAUAUUCUUCAACCAAUGCUGCUGCAACCACUGCCCACUUUACCUCAAUCGCAAUCUCAAUUUGGUAAUUUAUAUUCAAAUGUUGGAAGCCAUGAGUACAACAAUAACAACACAAGUCGCGAGUUAUUUUAUAAUCAUAAUGCUGAACAAGAAACAUCACCAUCAUAUCCUAAUAUCUACUAUUUCAACGGAGGGAUGGAACAGCACAAUGGAGCAGCCAAUGAUAACGUUGGUGUCAAUAUUAAUGUAGAGCAUGACAUAGCCAAUCCUUAUAAUGUGAAUAAUGCUGAGUUGUCAUCAGAUAUUGAACCUACAAUCAAUUCACAUGCUUCCAUGGCUGCUCCCCGUAGUUAUUAUUUUAUGGGUUCGACUCAUCCACCAAAUAUGUCGGAUAUAAAUGAGUUUAACAAUAAUGGAAUGCCAUUUGGAACUGAUUCCGACUUGUUGCCGCGUGCUUACAUAGCACCUCAGCAUACUGACAAUGUAAUAGGUAAUUAUUCUCCACCAAAUGAGCGCCUCAGCGAUGUAUCGUCAACUCAGCAACAACCAACGUUAAUUGGCUACAUGACACCGGAAGGCUUCAUUACUGUUUGUGAUAUGAAUCCUUCUACUCACAAUUAAGGAAAUCUGUGUUGAUUAAAACUCUCCAUAAUGCAUAUGAAAUUUGAAGACUGAAAAUUUUUGUGGAGAAUUUAUA
Molecule: messenger RNA, 2041 nt
Organism: Teleopsis dalmanni
Lineage: Eukaryota; Metazoa; Arthropoda; Insecta; Diptera; Diopsidae
Product: myb-like protein AA
Exons: 3
Coding region: 1-1965 (654 amino acids)
Source: RefSeq, a predicted model, not a curated record